UUCACCAAAGCGGCCAACAUGGCAGGAGGCAAGAAGAAAUCCUCUACUGCACCGUCAGGACUUCUAAAAACACUUUCCUCCAUAUGGCAAGACAAACACAUGGUUUUAUUCAAUGUCGAGUACACGUUCUUGGUUACGGCUGUGCUUUGGUUCUUGGAAAUUGGAAUCAACAUAUGGGUGAUCCAAAAAGUUGCAUACACGGAGAUUGAUUGGAAAGCCUACAUGGAUGAGGUGGAAGGAGUUAUUAAUGGCACUUACGACUACACGCUGCUGAAGGGCGACACGGGGCCUCUUGUGUAUCCAGCUGGCUUUGUGUACAUAUUCACUGCUAUGUAUUACAUUACUGACCAUGGACAGAAUAUUCGUCUGGGCCAGUACCUGUUCGCUGUCUUCUACCUCAUCACUCUGCUGCUUGUAUUCCGCAUUUACCAUCGAACCAAAAAGGUUCCACCAUACGUGUUUUUCUUCGUCUGCUGUGCUUCGUAUAGGAUUCACUCCAUUUUUGUAUUGCGUCUCUUUAAUGAUCCAGUGGCCAUGAUGCUGCUAUUUGGAGCCAUCAGUCUCUUCCUGGAUGGUUGCUGGACUUGGGGAUGUGCCCUCUACAGUUUAGCUGUGUCUGUGAAGAUGAAUGUUCUGCUCUUCGCUCCGGGUCUGCUCUUCCUCCUCCUGUGUGAGUUUGGUCUGUGGAAAACUCUGCCCAGACUUAUUCUCUGUGCUGCCAUACAGCUGUUACUAGGAUUGCCAUUCCUCCUGGUGAAUCCUGUAGGUUAUGUUAGCCGGGCCUUUGACCUGGGCAGGCAGUUUUUGUUUAAGUGGACGGUAAACUGGCGUUUUCUCCCUGAGGAGGUGUUUUUGAGUCGAUACUUUCAUCUGGUGCUGCUCCUGGUUCACAUCACCACGUUAAUUCUGUUUGUGCUGAAGAGAUGGAAGAGACCUGGGACCAGUAUUUGGACUAUUCUAAAGGAUCCUUCUGAGAGGAAAGAGACUGUACAGAAGCUCAAUGCUGAUCAGACAGUUCUGGUUCUGUUCACUUCUAACUUCAUUGGGAUGUGCUUCAGUAGGUCUCUGCAUUAUCAGUUUUAUGUGUGGUACUUUCAUACGCUCCCCUUUUUGCUGUGGAGUGGAGGAGUCAAGAAGCUUGCUCACCUGCUCAGGGUGUUGAUUCUGGGUCUGAUUGAGCUGUCCUGGAACACGUUUCCCUCCACCAUCUACAGCUCUCUCUCUCUGCAUGUUUGCCAUCUCAUCAUCCUGCUUUGCUUGUGGCUAAACCCCACCCCUGCUCUUCCAGCUCACAGGUCAGAGAACAAGGCUAAACGGCACUGAACAGUGGCCCGAUCAGAGUGCUCGUGGUGUGGGAUGAUCCCUGGCCUCCACCACCUGUCUCUGGUCCUGGAGUCCCAAACUUGUGUGACAAACAGGGGUCAUCCUAGGCAAGAUUAUGAUGCUCAAACGGUAUCACUUUGGUUUGUUUAUGGAUGAAUUAUACAGUUAAUGUACUGUAUUUGAGGGAGGGAGAGAGUUUACAAUGUUUCUCAGGAUUUUUAAGGACUACUGCUCAGUCCUUGAUAUCGGAGCAGGAAAUUUGGAAAAAAUAUUUUUGGGAAUCUUUAUCUAAAGGACAUUUAAUUUUUUUUUUUUUUAUUUGUUAUAGCAUAUCCACACAGUUGAUCUCUGAGACCUAAAGGCUCACAGAUCUGCUGAUGUCGGCCCAUGGACGCAUUAUUGUCAGGACUUAUCUAUUGAUUACCACGUCAUUGAUUUUCAAGUUAUUCAGGGAAUUUUAUUUUCCUUUAAAUGUUGUUUUUUUUUCCAACCAUGCACAGCAACAAUAAGCUUAAAAGGAUGAGUCAACCAAACAAACUCUCUCAUCAUGUAUGCAUUGAAUGUUUGCAUGUUCUUCCAAACCUGUAUGAUUUUCUUUCUCCCAUGGAAAACACAUUAAGUAGAUGUUAGGCAAAAUGUUAGCCUCAGUCACACUUCACUUUCAUUGCAUCUUAUUUUUUUCUUCCCAAUUUGGAAUUCCCAAUGUGCUCCAAUUCCUCGUGUUGGAAUAGUGACCCUCCACAAUCUGGGUGGUGGAGGAUGAAUCUCAGUUGCCUCCGUGUCUGAGACAGUCAAUCCGUGCAUCUUAUCACGUGGCUUGUUGAGCGAGGUAUUGUGGAGGCUUUACGCUAUUCUCCGCGGCAUCCACGCACAGCUUGCCACGAGCCCCACAGAGAGUGAACCACAUUAUAGCGACGACAAGGAGGCUACGCCAUGUGACUGCUGGGCCAAUUUGGUUGCUUAGGAGGCCUGACUGGAGUCACUCAUUCGAACUCGCGACUCCAGGGGUGGUAGUCAGCAGCUUUACUCUCAUAGCUACCCAGGCCCCCCUUCGUUGCAUCUUUUUACCACACAAUGAAAAUGAAUGUUGACUGAGGCUAACAUUCUGCCUAACAUGUAAUUUGGGGUUCAACAGAAGUCAGUCAUGGUUUUGGAAUGACAUGAGGGUGAGUAAAUUAUGACAAUUAAAAUGUUAUGUGAACUAUUCCUUUAACAAGCUCAUAAUAGUUUCUUGUAUAGGGCACAAAGGAAUAGCAUAGAUCUGCUUUUCCAUUUCUUCUAAGUUUGAGACAGCCAUGAACUUAUGUUCUCAGUUUUUUCUGAAUUUGUUUACUGCCUUUGUUCUUUUACUUGUAUUAUGUUCAGUAGGUUUGCCAUUUUUCUAUACUGUCCUACAAAGGCAAAAUGCAGUAAUUAUAGCAACACUCCUCAUAUUCGGAGUAAAUGGAGAAAGAAAAUGUAAUUUGCGUUUAAAUGGACAAUAAAAAAAACCUCAGUUUCAUAGUUAAGACAAACCUUUUGGUUACAGGAGUAUAUGAGACAUAAGUUUCCAUUUUGACAAAAUCUGUAUUGCAUUUUCCAUUUGUAUGGCAGUAAAGUGGAGAAUGAAACCGUGCUGCAAUGCUUAGUUUUUGGGGGUCAGUUUUUUCUGAGACUAAGUUUGAAUGACUGAUCUGAUUAACCUUUUAUUUUUUUUGCUUUUUGCAUGGUCAAUUAGCUUAAUUCAAUGUAUAAUUACUAUACAGCUGUUACAAAUGUUGUCCAUGAUGUUAUUCCAGUUUGAGGGUAUUAACAAAGCCUAACAGCUGGAAAGUUGUGGAAAAUGAAUCUUAUCCUUGAAGACAGCAUCAUCUGGAAUCAUUCAAGCAUUUUAUUGUAUUGGUUCUUAAGUGAUUGAAAAUAAAAUGUAAUAAUUUCAUAAAAUUCACACUGU
This is a messenger RNA of Xyrauchen texanus (razorback sucker), 3256 nucleotides long. RefSeq names its product dol-P-Man:Man(5)GlcNAc(2)-PP-Dol alpha-1,3-mannosyltransferase-like. The transcript is spliced from 9 exons. NCBI's taxonomy places the organism in Eukaryota, Metazoa, Chordata, Actinopteri, Cypriniformes, Catostomidae. The record is from RefSeq and is a predicted model, not a curated record. Gene Ontology annotation, cellular component: endoplasmic reticulum. Gene Ontology annotation, molecular function: dol-P-Man:Man(5)GlcNAc(2)-PP-Dol alpha-1,3-mannosyltransferase activity. Bases 19 to 1323 code for a protein of 434 amino acids.